Morus notabilis is the source of this 2834-nucleotide messenger RNA. RefSeq names its product pentatricopeptide repeat-containing protein At5g52850, chloroplastic. The transcript has a single exon. Gene Ontology annotation, molecular function: RNA binding; zinc ion binding; protein binding. The record is from RefSeq and is a predicted model, not a curated record. Lineage: Eukaryota; Viridiplantae; Streptophyta; Magnoliopsida; Rosales; Moraceae. Bases 1 to 2655 code for a protein of 884 amino acids. Gene Ontology annotation, biological process: RNA modification.
AUGUCACUAGCAAAUGUUUCUACCAAGUUCUUUAUCAGAAAUGAAGCACACCGUUUUGAAGACAUAUGCUUGCGAGUUCUUUCCUCAUGCAACUCAAAGUCCUUGGAAGAAGGUCUCUGUGUACACAGCCCAAUUAUCAAACUGGGUCUUAACUGUAACUUGUUUUUAAGUAACAAUCUUUUGACAUUAUAUGCUAAAUGCUAUGGAGCUGAAUAUGCGCGCCACUUGUUCGGUGAAAUGCCUCAUAGAGAUGUUGUGUCGUGGACUGGAUUGCUGUCUGCUUAUACCAGGGAUGGGAAGCAUGGUGAAGCCCUUGAAUUGUUCAAUUCAAUGGUAACUUCUGGGGAGAGCCCGAAUGAGUUUACGUUCUCGAGUGUCUUGCGAUCGUGUUCUGCUAUGGGCGAAUUCGACGAGGGAACUCGCGUGCACGCCUAUGUGAUAAAACUCGGGCUCAAGUGUAACACAUUUUUGCUUAGCUCUUUGAUUGAUUUUUAUGCAAAGUGUGGCUGCAGCGAGGAGGCUCAUGGCAUGUUCAGAUAUAUGGACAGUGGUGAUACUAUAUCUUGGACAACUAUGAUAUCUUCAUUAGUCCAGGCUCAAAAAUGGAGUCUGGCUUUAGAGCAUUAUAAUGAUAUGAUCUGUUCUCGUGUUACUCCAAACGAGUUCACUUUCGUGAAGCUUUUGGCGGCAUCCUAUCAUCUUGAUUUGAAUUAUGGGAGACUACUACAUGCCCAUUUGAUAAUGCUUGGAAUUAGGUUUAGUUUGGUCCUGAAGACAGCUCUUGUGGAGAUGUAUUCAAGUUGCAAAAGGAUGGAAGAUGCUGUUAAGGUCUUGCAUCAGACGAGCGAGUAUGAUGUAACGUUAUGGACCACUGUUGUUUCUGGUUUCACCCGAAACAUUAAAGUCAAGGAGGCUGUAGCUGCAAUGCGCAAGAUGGAGAUCUUUGGGUUUGUGCCAAAUAGUUUCACGUAUUCUAACAUACUGACGGCUUGCUCAGCAGUUUCUGCACUGGAAUUGGGAAAGCAGAUCCAUUCGCGAGUUAUUAUGACUGGUCUGGAGGCUGAUGUUUGUGUUGGAAAUGCACUUGUUGAUAUGUAUAUGAAAUGUUCCCACCUUGUAGAGGAUGGUUUGAGAGCCUUUUGGGGGAUAACCUCGCAGAAUGUCAUCUCGUGGACUUCUUUGAUUGCUGGUUUUGCUCAGCAUGGUUUUGAACAAGAUUCUUUCCGGUCUUUUCUGCAUAUGCAAGCAGCAGGGGUGCAACCAAAUUCGUUUACCCUAUCUUCCGUCCUUAGAGCUUGCAGUACAAAUAAAUCACAUAGUCAAACGUUGAAGCUCCACGGAUAUAUAAUAAAAGCUAAAGCAUAUUCUGAUAUAGUUGUUGGGAAUGCUCUUGUAGAUGCUUAUGCUGCACUAGGAUUGCUGGAUGAUUCAUGGCGUGUUAUAAGCACGAUGAGGCAUAGAGAUACCAUCACCUACACAAGUUUAGCCACACGAAUGAAUAAGUUGGGCCGUCAUGAAAUGGCACUGGAUGUCAUCAAUCGCAUGUAUAGAGACGGCGUUAAGAUGGACAGAUUUAGCCUGGCAAGUUUUUUAUCUGUGUCAGCUGCCUUAGCAACAAUGGAAGCUGGUAAGCAACUUCAUUGUUAUGCGAUUAAAUCCGGUUUUGGGGGCUGCACUUCAGUUUCUAAUGCCUUAGUUGACUUGUACUGGAAGUGUGGUUAUGGAAAUGAUGCUUACAAGGCUUUUGCGGAAAUAUCUGACCCUGACGUUGUAUCAUGGAAUGGGCUAAUAUCUGGAUUGGCAUCAAAUGGUUAUAUCUCCGGUGCUCUUUCUGCCUUCGAUGACAUGAGGUUAGCAGGACUCAAACCCGAUUCUGUUUCUUUCCUAUCAGUGCUUUUUGCUUGCAGCCGUGGUAAUUUGGUUAAUUUGGGUAUCGAGUAUUUCCAUUCAAUGAAAAGCAUGCAUAAUAUGACCCCGGAAAUCGAUCACUAUAUUUGUUUAGUAGAUCUACUUGGCCGAGCUGGCUUGUUUGAAGAUGCCAUGGAAGUGAUUGACAGCAUGCCCUUUAAGCCAGAUACUUUAGUAUAUAAGACAUUAUUGGGUGCUUGCAAACUCCACAGAAACAUACCUCUUGGGGAAGAUAUGGCAAGACGAGGUCUUGAACUUGACCCAUCCGAUCCGACUUUCUAUUCGCUACUUGCCAACUUGUUUGACGAUUCUGGCCGGUCCGACUUAGGCAGGAAGACCCGCGAGCUGAUGAAAGACAGAGGAGUAAGAAAGAAUCUUGGCCAGAGCUGGAUAGAGGUUAGGAACAAAGUUCAUAUCUUCAAUGCAGGAGAUAGGUCACAUCCACAGAUAAACGAGAUCCAUGACAAAAUAGUAUCACUCGCAACCGAGUUAAGAAAACGAGGAUAUUCGUCGUAUGGAGAUACGAAAGGUUCUUUCUAUCACAGUGAGAAGUUAGCUUUUGCAUUUGGUCUUCUUAAUACACCCUCAAAGGCCGCUGUACGGAUAAGCAAGAACAUGCUUAUUUGCGGCGAGUGUCAUGACUUCAUAAUGCAGGUGACCCGAUAUAUUGACCAAGUGGUAAUUGUUAGAGAGAGGAACCGAAUCCAUGCCUUCAAGAAGGGGGAAUGCUCGUGCAGAGGCUGCUGAUAAAUUUCACAGUCAUUCUCUCUCUCUUGAUAUCGGCCAACGUGAGCAUUCUAGGAUUCGAUGUUUCACCGUUGCUGUAUUCUUUGCCUGAACUAGCUUGCUUGUUAUAUUCAUUUCUUAUGUUGCUUCUUCAUUGAAGUUGGCCACUAAAUUCCGGAGUACGAGAUUUUGGUAAAGCC